Messenger RNA from Brassica rapa (field mustard), 6070 nucleotides. Its product is annotated as abscisic acid receptor PYL5. Gene Ontology annotation, molecular function: signaling receptor activity; abscisic acid binding; protein phosphatase inhibitor activity. The record is from RefSeq and is a predicted model, not a curated record. Gene Ontology annotation, cellular component: cytoplasm; nucleus. Gene Ontology annotation, biological process: abscisic acid-activated signaling pathway. NCBI's taxonomy places the organism in Eukaryota, Viridiplantae, Streptophyta, Magnoliopsida, Brassicales, Brassicaceae.
GAAUUGUGAUUAACACAACCAAUCAAUUAUAUAUUAGACCACAUUUCAAAUGCGUUAUUCCGGCUGACAGAUAUAUAGAUACCAUAUGUUCUGAAUUUGUAAUAAAUAGUCAAACCAGUGUUACAUCAAAUAACUUAUAAUCAUCACGACUUUUUAUAUAAAAAUAUAUCAGAGACGAUAUUUUAAUUGCGACUCAUAAAUUGACCUUAAUCAUUCUUCAAAAGAAAUAUUGUACAUUUUAUUUAUAUUAGUAAUAAUGAAUUAAAACAUGAAUACAAUUAGAGUAUUUUAUAAUAACAAGCAAAUCUUUUUAAUAGGUAAUGAUAUAUUCAUAUUAAAAAUGACAACUGAAAUUAACCUUUUUCCAGAAAAAAUAUUUACCGGAUCAUAUAUAAUUAAACCCUGUAGAUUCUCAAUCUGGAUGGAAAAUGAGGAAUAUACAAUGGAAUGUAUUUAUAGAAAAUGUAGACGUCUAAAGAUAAAAAAUCAUGGGACAUAAAAUGGUACAAUGCAUCUAUCAUACAUGGUCACAUAUACAAACACAACUGAGUCUAUACACACACAAACCCUUCACAUCCCCAGCUAUCUCUAUCUAUCUAUCGACAACUAUAUAUAAAGAAAACACAAUAUGUUCAAUAUCUUAUUAUUUAAAAGUUGAUCAUCCUCUAAAAAUUUCUCAAACAAAACCAACUUGACAACCGACAGCGACCGAAAUCAAAAAAGUUCUCUUCUUCUCUCAUCAACCAAUAUAUACGAAUCCACAAUUUUUCAUUCACAUAACGAGAGCUAGAUAGAGAAGAAGGAGUGAGAACAAGAGAAUAAGACGAAGAAGAAGAUAUCAGAGAUGAGAUCAGCGGUGCAGAUCCAACAGAGCUCCGACGCCCCCAACGGCUUCCACACGCUGCAGCCACACGACCAAACCGAUGGUCUGAUCAGACGAGUGUGUCUCACGCGCGGUAUGCAUGUGCCUGAGCACGUGGCGAUGCACCACACGUACGACGUUGGUCCGGAUCAGUGCUGCUCCUCGGUGGUGAAGACGAUCCACGCGCCACCCGAGUCCGUCUGGUCCCUCCUGCGUCGUUUCGAUAACCCUAGAGCUUACAAGAACUUCAUCAGGCAGUGCCGUAUCAUGCAAGGCGACGGGCUACACGCCGGAGAUCUCCGGGAAGUCAUGGUCGUGUCGGGACUCCCUGCUGUCUCGAGCACCGAGAGGCUUGAGAUCCUGGACGAGGAGCGUCACGUGAUAAGCUUUAGCGUCGUGGGUGGGGACCACCGGCUCGAGAACUACCGAUCGGUGACGACACUGCAUGCGUCGGAUGACGAAGGAACCGUCGUGGUGGAGUCUUAUAUCGUCGAUAUACCGCCGGGAAACACGGAGGAGGAGACUGUUAGCUUCGUUGAUACUAUAGUCCGGUGCAAUCUUCAGUCUCUGGCUAGAAGUACCAACCGGCAAUAAUCAUGUUUUUUAUAUUGUUGCAAUUAUGUAUCUAUUUUUCUCUCUUUUUAUAUUUUAUUUGGAUGGCAAGGAUAAAAAUUUCGAGUGCCUAUUUUUUAAUAUAAGUAUGGUUUAGAAAUAAUUGAAAUUUGUUUGAGACUUGGUAGCAAUAUCGACAUAUACCACAUAUUUCGAGGGGUUCGCACCGUUGGUACAUAAUAACAUUUGUGAGUUGAUAAUAUGUUAAAUAAUUUGUGUUUAAUUUAUGAUUUCUUUUUCAUUAAUGUCUUCACCGUUUUUGUUGUAUGUAAGUGUUAACAUGAUAUACUUGUACUUUUCGCAAAAAAAAUGUAUAAUCUUAAGGCCGAUGUUAGUAUAAUCUUAAAGCCGAUAUUCUGAACUAGGAAUCAAUUUGAUUACAGAAGUUACAUCUGCCGUGUGUCUGUUUUGACUAAAUACAUUGAUAAAUAUUAAAUUGUCUACAAAAAGCCUGGGUAUUCUGGCAAAAAAACAACUUUUGACCAAAAAACAGUAUACAUUAUUCUCGUAAGAUCAUAUGUAUUCAAGAUGAAAAGAAUCGUAUUUGAAAAGAUCAUAUAGAAGGGAAUAUAGUUUUGGUUUGACAAAAAAAGAAGAAGGGAAUAUAGUUUAAACCUGAUUACCAUGUUCAUAUAAUUAUUUAUUAGAACAAAAGCAAAGACUGACGUGCUUAAACUAUUGCCAACUUGAGUUUCAUUGGCUACUAGUCUGGUCAAGUUGGGAUUAUCUUAUUCUAUUCCGUUUGUGUUUCCUUAGUUAAUUACAACCAACCAACCUAGUGGUUCAUAUUUUAUUCAAAUUUAAGUUCUUUGGUCUACUAAUUUUUUUUUGUUAUAUGGGGUUACUUUAAUUCGUUUGAUUCAAAGUUUUAUUCAAGUAAGAAGGUUCUAAAAGGACAUGCAAAAAUAAAACUUAGCUGGAAACGCGUGGCAACGUGAUAGUUCUUAUUCCCCUAGUGGGAAAUGAUACAAAGAACCUGUAUAUUCAAUUUAUUUUUACGAACACAAGGAUUAAAAGAACAAAUUAUCAACUCAUAGCUUUCCGCUUUCAGUCAAAAAACUCAUAGCUUUCCGCUGCAAACACCCAAAUUAUUCCUUCUCUAGAAGUCUACAACGAUUUGAAUUAUAGAACACACACAAAAUGGUCAUACAUCAAUAACAUAAGAGUAACUUUCUUAAAUGCAAUGGAUAUCAGGGUGUCGUGCCUUUUCUUAUAACCUAAAUGAUCUCGUUGUUCUUACAAAUCUAGACAUGGAAACUAACAAACAUGUGUACAUACUUAAAUUGUUUAAUGAAUCGGGUAAGGACUAUAAAAUUUUGUCGUGUAAUAAUAUUUAAGUGCCGAGAGUAUUUUGAAAUCAAGCCGAAAUAGAUAUCUUCUAUUAAUGGGCUUUUGAAAGCUGCACAAAAAGGGCUUUUGAAGAAACCGAGAAAAUACGAUUCAAUUGGUAGCCGGUUCAGUAUUUAAUUUUGGUUCGCUUCUAGUUUUUGAGAAGUACGUGGGAUCAUAUUGUUCUAAAGAUUAUGGAAAAUCAAUAAAAUGAUUCCCACUUUUUCAUUUAAACCUUUUGUACACUCCAAAAGCAACUAAAUUGUGAAUCCUUAUGAAAACCUUAUGAGUUCAAGUUACCUAAUGUUCAAUUCACACUGUGUGAAUACAAUUUCUACAAAUCCACUUGACAAAACGUAUAUAAAUUUUCCAAAACAUGAUAUUAUCUUUUCUUGGAAAAGUUUUUUACUUGUGAAAAAAACACUUGAGAUCAUCCUAGUUAAAUCUUUACUUUAAAUAAUUUUCACUAUAUUUUUAUAAUCCACCCUUCAAUCCAUAUAAUUGUUUUAAGGAAAAAAUUUAAUAAACCUUUCAUAGAAUUAACAUUAACUAUAUAACUUAACCACACAUUACAUUGAAUCAUUUGUGAAAUUUUGAAACUCGUAAACAAAAAAAAUCAAAAUCUGAAAUCUGACCGUAAAGAUUUACCAACAUGCAUCUCUAUUUUUAUUUUUUUAAGUUCUAAACUUUGUUAAAAUACUUUUUGAUAAUUACAUUUUUUUCUAAAAAACCAAUUAAUCAAACAUUACUUAAACAAACAUUGAAGUCCGUAAUCCUUAGAUUUUUCUCUUCAUUUUCUAUUGCUAUUUCUCAUACGUUGAUCAAAUAUUGUGGCUUAAUAGAUAGAAUCUCUCGUAGCAUCAAUCUUUGAUGAUUCAUUAAUCCGCUCCAUAACCAACUUUUAUUUUUCUACAAUCUAGCCAUGCAAAUUAACAAACAUACAUACAUAUUGCAAUGUUAUAAAUUUGGUGAAAUUUAAUGGAAAUUUAAGGAAUGAAAUUUAACAAAUUUGUGUCUUGCUAGCUAAUUUGUAUAUUCUAUACUUAUACAUCUUCAAUUUUACUUGUAAAUUUUAAACGUUGUUUGAAUAAUUUUUUAUAUUUACAUUUUUGAAAAAAAAAAUUGAUUAAGCAUCACUUAGCCAAACAUUGAAGUCUGUAAUCUUUAGAAAUUUCUCACAUGUUCUAUUGUUGUUUCUCAUACGAUGAUCAAACAUCGUAACCAUCAAACCUAAUAACUAUAUAAAAACAUCAUCUAACUCAAAAUCAAUAUUCGAUGAUUUUUUAUACAAAUCUAGUCAUGCAAACUAAUAAACAUACAUACAUAUUUCUAAAAUACUUAUGUUUAAUCAAAAUUGUUGGAUAAAUAUAUGAUUCAAUUAUCAAUCAAUCGAACCAUUUAAACAAAAAAAAAUCAUUAUAUUUUUAACAUAUAAACAAGUAAUAACAUUAAUAAUUUGUAACCAUCAAACCUAAUAACCAUAUAAAAACAUCAUCUACCACAAAAUCAAUAUUUGAUGAUUCUUUAAUCCGCUCCAUAAUCAAUUUUGAUUUUUCUACAAAUCUAGUCAUACAAACUAUUUUUUGCAACUAAUAUUUAUAUCGUCAGAGAUUCUUUGUUUAUUUAACACUACAAUACGUAUUAGAGAGAAAUAAGCGGGGAAAAACAAAACUGAAAACUUUUUUUAUGGAGUAAUACAAAUGGAUUAAUAGGUUGACAAACAAACAAAAUAUAAUGGAUUAAUAAAAUACUUGAGCGCAAAUUCUGCGAUAAAAAACUGAAUUCGAUUGAUAAAAUAUUGAGCUUUGUUCUACAGUCCAUACUCAAUAAAUAUACAUACAUAUUUCUAAAACACUUAAAAAUUUUAAUCAAAAUUGUUGGAUAAAGAUAUGAUUAUUAUCAAUCAAACAAUUUAAACAAAAAAAAUCAUUAUAUUCUUAACAUAAUAAACAAGUAAUAACAUUAGCAAUUUGUAUCCAUCAAACCUAAUAACUAUAUAAAAACAUCAUCUACCUCAAAAUUAAUAUUUGAUGAUUCUUUAAUCCGCUUCAUAAUCAACUUUGUUUUUUUUCUACAAAUCUUGUCAUGCAAACUAAUAAACAUACAUACAUAUAUCUAAAAUACUUAAAAUGUUUAAUCAAAAUUGUAAGAUAAAGAUAUGAUUCAAUUAUCAAUCAAUCAAAUCAUUUAAACAAAAAAAACUUAUUAUAUUUUUAACAUAAUAAACAAGUAAUGACAUUAGAAAUUUGUAACCAUCAAACCUAAUAACUAUAUAAAAACAUCAUCUGCCUCAAAAUCUAUAUUUGAUGAUUCUGUAAUCCGUUCCAUAAUCAACGUUGAUUUUUUGUACAAUAUCUAGUCAUGCAAACUAAUGAACAUACAAAUAUUUCUAUAAAACUUAAAAUGUUUAAUCAAAAUUAUUGGAUAAAGAUAUGACUCAAUUAUCAAUAAAUCAAAACAUUUAAGAACAAAAAUUAUUAUAUUCUUAACAUAAUAAACAAGUACUAACAUUAUCAAUUUGUAACCAUCAAACCUAAUAACUAUAAUAAAACAUCAUCUACCUCAAAAUCAAUAUUUGAUGCUUCUUAGUCUGCUCCAUAAUCAACUUUGAUUUUUCUACAAAUCUAGUCAUGCAAACUAAUAAACAUACAUACAUAUUUAUAAAAUACUUAAAAAAUAUUUAAUCAAAAUUGUUGUGUAAAGAUAUGAUUCAAUUAUCAAUCAAUCAAAAAAUUUAAACAAAAAAUUAUUAUAUUCUUAACAUAAUAAAUAAGUAAUAAGCUAUACAAUAAAAUAUUUGUUAUAUAUCUAAUUCAAUGAUUUUUUACUCAAUCUCGAUUGAUAAGCUAUUAACUGAUGGCAAAGAAAACAAUUAACUAAUUAGUUAAAUACAAUCAAAUAAAAUUAUUAUUUUAGAAAAACAAAUUAGUUUACUAUUUUUACAGAAUAUAUCAUGUGUGCAUAGAUGAACUUUGAUUGACUUUAUUUGUGUUUGAUCAUUUUUAUGAAUAUUGAGUGUUAUAAAAUCAUUACUAUUUCAUAAACAAACUAAGAAUCUUAUGGAUUAUUCUACAGAAAAACAAAAAAAUGUUACAAUGAAAAAUGACAAAUAUUAUUAGAAUGUUAUAUUUUCUUACAAAUAAACUUCAUAUAUAUAUAUAUAAAUUUACAUUAAUCAUUUUACAUUCGACUCCGAUAAAUAAAAUAAAAAGAUCAUACAUAAACUGUUCCAUUAAAUUAAAUAAAACAAACAAAAAAACAAGAAUA